Molecule: messenger RNA, 201 nt
Organism: Haemonchus placei
Lineage: Eukaryota; Metazoa; Nematoda; Chromadorea; Rhabditida; Trichostrongylidae
Source: the annotation of a GenBank genome assembly
AUGUCCAUGGUGGUCAGCGGUGGGCGAUUAGUAGCGACUUGCGGAGACCGAAGUGUUCGUGUAUCCCGGAACAUUCCUGAGUAUCACGGUCAGGCUAUCCUGAAUCUGAAGGAUGGCAGUGGUGACGCUCUAAGAAGACAUAUGCAUGAGCAAAUCGAGGAGGCCAAAGUGAUUUCGAAAAGUAUUGUGCGUAAACAAUAG